This is a messenger RNA of Aspergillus vadensis CBS 113365, 653 nucleotides long. RefSeq lists its product as uncharacterized. The record is from RefSeq and is a predicted model, not a curated record. Lineage: Eukaryota; Fungi; Ascomycota; Eurotiomycetes; Eurotiales; Aspergillaceae. Bases 1 to 642 code for a protein of 213 amino acids. The transcript has 3 exons.
AUGACCAAUAACAUGCUGCCACGCGGCCAUCUUGAGCGAAUUUGGGCGUCUGUACCUCACCUACGCAACGGAGAGAAGUACCGCACGUUGAAACCCGGCGGCUCACAAUUCAGACUCCACAGAGACCAACUCCUGGAUUGGGAGAACUUCACCCAAGAGGUAAAGGUUCUGUCUAAUCCCUAUUGUGGGAACCAUUAUCGCUUUAUGCCCGCUGUACCAAACGAGACCUUUGGUGUGGCAAAUGAGCUAGGGGUGUUGUACGAGGUGAAGACGCACUGGGCGUUCGAGCCAGGCAAGGAAGAAACUUGGAAGAGUUUCACAGCUCGAAAGUUUGGCCAGCUCUCUCGAUACAUGGAUGAUCAUCACUGCAGAUAUGACAUCUAUACGGUCUAUGAGUAUACAUGGUUCUUGAAAAGGCUCGAUAACACCCACCUUGCCGUGUCUCAGCCAAUAAGUGCCAGCUCUGUCUCAACAUCUAGUGCCCUAUCGCUCCGGGAAUGCCUACUGGCUCUUGUCAUCGCGGGCGCUGAUGAAGAAAGGAGCCACUACCCUGCCAGGUAUGGCAAACGUUUAACUACUCGAAGGCAGACCAUGAUCCGACGAUCGAGAAGCCCACCUAAUUUGAGAGGGAGGUCCUCCUAACUUCAAUGUCA